AAUAUGCAACUCCAAUUACAGAAUGCUUUAUGCAGAACGGAUGGAGCAUUGCGCAGUUUGGUGCGCUCUGUUGUUCUUUGUUAUCUCUUUUUGUUCUUUAUUGUUUGAUUUCAUGAUUUGAUCUUGAUCUUAUGUUAUCAUCCAUGGUUCUGAUCUGACAUCUGACGUUGGUUGAGGUCGUUGAGCUGAAAAAGUUGCCAGUUGUGGUGGACGGCUGACUAUUUGAUUUGUGAAGAAAAUCUUCCAUGUUCAAAAUCAAGAUAACCAUGAGCGAUUACGACGAAAGUAUAGACGGGCUGGUAGAAGAAGAGGAAUCUGAAAACAGUGAUGAAUACGACGAUUACUCCGAUUACUCCGAUCGGGAGUGCAAACGAUGCAAAACUGAAGACUCUUAUAAAUUCGUGACUAUAAAUCCGGUAAUUUUAACUAACGUUCCCAAAUUAAUGGAUAUGGCUUCUGUAACGAUCGCAGCCAGUCUAUGGAAUCACAUCAACGUACCUAAAGCUGUACGCAGUGUAAGUGAUAGAUGUACGAGAAGAAGCACCCAAUGGAGCUCAUUGUGCGGAGACGUGAUCGCAUUAAUCUCAAAGUUACCUAUACCUAAACUUAUCGCCGAACAGAUCGAUCGAUAUGUACGCAAGAUGACCAACGAAAUAACCGCUUGGGUAUCGUAUCAUUAUCGAACGGUGUUUUUGAGAAAUGGGCUCGAUAAAUUCGUCUACAGUCUGGUUUAUCAUAUUGUUUGGUAUCCAAACGGUGCUAUCGACUGCGUUCAAACUGCGAGAAGUAUGAUGACGUCGAUGAGAUUAAGCGAUGUUGAAAAAUUCCGAUUUUUAUGCGUGUAUUGUUUGUACGAUGACAUGGAUGAAAUGUCGCCGCUGAUGUAUUUGGACAAUACAGUAGAUUACUUGAGCUGUAACGAAGAUCCUUUGAUUUUUUAUUGGUAUUGUUAUUUUAGAAAUGAAUUGGACCAGAUUCCGGGAUCUAUUAAUGUUUACAUGUUGCAUCAUGAUAAAGUCGAUAAUUGGCCAGCCAAAGAGUAUUUUUUCGAUCAACUGGAAUACGACGAGCAAGCACGAGAAGCUAUUUGGUUGAUUGACAAUCAUGGUGCCGUUUACCAGAAAGCAGUAUUGUUGAAAUUGGAUGAAACGCAGCGUGUACACGUUUACAUGGAACGAGCUACGCAAGUGAUCGUGAAUUACGCUCGUCCUCGUAUCAGUUCGAGAUUUAUUCUUCAGACAUGGUUCGAAGCUCGUAAUUUGAUGAGCAAAGAUCAGUUUUUGACUCUAUUUCGAGAUCUGUUGAACACAGAAGUGAAAGAUGUCCUUCUGACGGAGAUUUGGGCCAGCGCCAAGGAUGAUUUCAAACAACACGUCGUCUGUGCCAAUGUUCAUGAAAUUAUCAGAAAAGUAUUAACAGGAUGGAAGUGGCGCGACGAUUACGAUUUCAUAUUUGUUUUGUUACAAGAUUCCAAUGCUAUGGUGAAAAAAUCUAUCUCAAUGCAAGAAUUUUUCUACGACUACUGCAAAAGUUUAAUAGGUAACAGUAAAUUGCAAGAGCUUGAUCGAUUGCUGGAUUUCUGUUUACCUGAUGUCGAAGAUUUGGUACAAUUUAAAAUUAACUUCGUGUAUGGUUCGGAAUCUGAUUUUUUCAACGCUCAGUGCGAAAAAUUAUUGAUCAACGGUAAAUUUCUGGAGCUCGAUCAGUUGCUGGAGUUUUGUUUGUCCGACGCCGAGGUUUUGCUGAAUUUUAAAACGAACUUCAUCAAUUCGAAACAUGACGUUAUCAGUACGCACUGCGAAAUGUUACUAACGAGAGGUAAAUUUCAAGAGGUUGGCAAAUUUCUGGAAUUUUGUUUUCCCUACGCUGAGGAUUUGUUGCAGUUUAAAAUGAACUUGGUGAGUAAUUCGAAAAAUACUAUCAUCAAAACGCAUUGCGAAAGAUUAUUAACGAGCAGUAAAUUUCAAGAGCUUGAUCAAUUGCUGGAAUUUUGUUUGCCCGAUACCGACCAUUUGGCGCAAUUUAAAAGGAACUUCGUGUACAGUUGGGAGCCUCAGUUUUUCGGUUUCGACGCCCAUUGCGAAAAAUUAUUGGUAGACGGUAAAUUUCAAGAGUUCGAUCAGCUGCUGAAAUUCUGUCUUCCCGACGUCGAGGAUUUUCUGCAGUUUAAAAUGAACUUCAUGUAUAAUUCAAACCAUAAACUUAUCAAUACGCAUUGCGAAAACUUACUAAUGAACCGUAAAUUUGAAGAGCUUGAUCGACUGCUGAAAUUUUGUCUACUUGACGCUGAUAAUUUAGCGCAGUUCAAGAUGAACCUCGUGAAGAAUUCGAAACAUGUUGGAAAAACCUGUUGGGAGUUUUAUUCCUCAGGUUACCUGAACGAUUUGAAUAAUUAUCUCAAGCAACUUUUAACCUCUGAUGCUGUGGUCCAGUAUAAAAAGGAUUUGAUUACUUCGUCGCACGGAAUCGACAUGUGUAUUGGUCUCAUGGAUACAAAAUUUUCCAUCCUGAAUGGAAUUUUACAAGACGUUUUAAGAAAUCCGAUUUCGAUAACAGAAUUCAAAAAAACGAUGAUUUUUUCAUCAGCGGCUAUUUCCAAACUAACCGAUUUAUUAUUGAAUAAUCGUUUAAACGAUGUACAGGUCUGUAUUGAUCGGUAUCUCAUCUCGACUGACGAUAGAUACGCGUUGAAGAAGCGAUUGAUGGGCGAUAUUACGAAGCUGAUACAGGCGGUAUUGCGUAAGAACGAUGAAUCGUACUUGCAAACUGUUUUGGUUUGGUGGUUUGGAAAUGAAAAAACCGUGCAAGAGUUCAAAAGCGCGUUUGACUUGGAUUCGGUUUUCAUCAGUAUACUGAAAGAUUGUGUGUUUCGCGAGUACCAUCAUCAUUUGACGAAAUGCAGCUUUAAAUGGUGCCAGCUCACCGAUUUCAACGUUCUCGAUCGGUUUUUAAAUUGGUAUUUUCAGUCGCCGGUUAAAAUAAAAGAGUACAGAAUGAAGGUUAUUUAUUCGUAUUCGAAAAUAGAUAUGUUCCAGACUUUAUUGAGAGGAAGUCGAGGCGAUAUGCAGAUGAGAAUGGUGUUAGAAUGGUUUUUCAAAAAUGACGCUGUCCAAAUUUAUAAAUUCAAACAGCUUGGUGGUAAAAUUACGAAUCUAAUUUAAUUUAGGCUGUUUGGUAUUGGUGUGUUUUUUUGUAGUUGUCUUGGAUUUAUUGUUUCUUAUACGAUGUUGUGUUUUUUAAUUCUUUGUUAUUUUCGUUGUGAAUCGACUAUUAUCAUUACGUACCUACCUCCCUUUUACGUUAUUGUUAACUUUUAGUGUUAUUUUUGUACGGUUUUUUCGUCAAGAAUUGAUAUUAUGUUAGGUACCUAUCGUUAAUGUCUUUCUGAAAAGUAGAAACUUGUAUCGAGUUUUUAAAUGAAAUUACUACGAAUAUUAACAUUUUGUUGUUCGUGAAAAUCUAUAAAGUUCUUUUUUCGUUCAAUUUAAGAUUUUAUCAUAUUCCUGAGAACUGAACUCGUCAAUGUUCAAAAUUCAAUUAUCGAUCAAUUGCUUCAAUUUUUUUUGUGCGAUGUCAAAGAUUUGAAGCAGUUCAAAACGAACCUCGCAAAUAAUUCGGAACAUUUUUAAAAAAAGGUGUUUGAAGUUUCAUUCUUCAAAAGACACGAAAGAUUUGAACACUUAUCUCAAACAGCUUUUGGCUCCAUUUCCUGGCAUUGUCGCUCAGUGCAAAAAGAAUUUGAUAUCAUCAUUCCAAAGAUAAGGUGGCAAAAGUGCUGGAGUGAAUACAUUAUGUAUUCUCGAUUGAAAUAUUGUUACUUACUGUCUAUUUUUUAGUUUUAUUCGUGUUUUUAUUCUUAUGAAUUGGCUUAUUAAAUCGCCAUCUCUGUAUUUUUAAUUUUUACUUGGUCUUAAGCACCAUUCUAUUUGUGGUUUUUUAUUUUCGUCAAGAAAUCGACUUAUUACAUCAAAUAAAGUCACAUUAUUCAAUGUCUUUUCUGAAAAGUUUAAUCAUAUUUCGAUAAUAAAAUUUCUACGGAUGCAGUUGAAUUUA
Molecule: messenger RNA, 4053 nt
Organism: Planococcus citri (citrus mealybug)
Lineage: Eukaryota; Metazoa; Arthropoda; Insecta; Hemiptera; Pseudococcidae
Exons: 4
Coding region: 246-3161 (971 amino acids)
Source: RefSeq, a predicted model, not a curated record